CGGCGUUCACUUUUCCUUCUACAUUCCCGAAACUACCCUUCGCUGGGGGGAUAAAGCAUGGGUAUUUCCGUACAUUGAAGAACAAAUAUCGCAAUUUCCGCCCGUUAUAAAUUGACAAAAACGAAAGAAACGGCUCUUUCCCAUCUUCCCUAGCGAAGAGAGAGACGGAAGAUUUAUUCAAGAGAAGCGUAUUAUUGAGACAUCUGCCACCAAUUUACAGAGCUGGCUUUGCUUCCUUCCGCUUUCUUUCUUCUCUCUUACCUUUUUCUCUUCAUCCUGUGGAUUGGAUUCUCUAGGGAUCAAAAGGGCUUUUUUGAUUUUCCCCUUUCUCUUUUCCAAUCUGAGUUUUUCUCUCUCGACCGUUUCGCCGUGCGGCUCGCUGUGGAGCGAGGUGGGGAGAAGCGGAGGGGAAUUUGGGGGGAUAGGCAGCAAGCCUUAGCUAGAAAUCCUGUGUUUGGAGAGAGGACGGGUAAAUUUGACAGUGGAGGGUGAAAGCAGCGUAGAUCGAGGAGAGGGAAGGAGGAGCCAUAGAGCUGCUCGCUUCUAUUUGUUGUCGUGUUGGGAGUGGAAAGCUGAUUGCUUUACUCUGAUUUGGUUUGUGGGUUCUGAUUCUAUUUGUUUUUUGGUGAGAAAGAGAGAAAAAAUGUGGUGGAUGAUGGGUGAGAAUGGCGGCCAUUACUGCUCGAAGAAGACAGAUGAUAUGUGUGGUGAUGUUUGCGGCCAGCAGGAUUCUGGUCGGGUCAUGAGCAUGUCAAGAAUCAAGUGCAUUCUUCGCGGCGUGGAUUUGAAGACGUUGUUGUUCCUCUUCAUUCUGGUGCCUACUUGUGUAUAUGGGAUUUAUUUACAUGGGCAGAAGAUCUCGUACUUCUUGCGGCCACUAUGGGAAUCACCACCAAAAGGCUUCAAUGAAAUUCCGCAUUACUACAAUGAGAAUGUGACAAUGGAGAACCUGUGCAAGCUCCAUGGCUGGCAGAUUCGGGAGUUUCCAAGGCGUGUCUAUGAUGCAGUUUUGUUUAGUAAUGAGAUGGACAUCUUAACACUUCGGUGGAAGGAAUUGUACCCCUACAUAACUCAGUUCAUUCUUCUGGAGUCUAAUUCUACAUUCACUGGGACCGAGAAACUGCUCUAUUUCGCCAACCAUCGGGACCAGUUCAAAUUUAUCGAGCCAAGGUUGACCUAUGGAAAUAUUGGUGGCAGGUUCAAGAAGGGAGAGAAUCCCUUCAUCGAGGAAGCAUAUCAGCGAGUUGCAUUGGACCAACUUAUUAAAGUUGCAGGCAUCUCAGAUGAUGAUUUGUUGAUAAUGUCGGAUGUUGAUGAGAUUCCCAGCAAGCAUACUAUCAAUCUCUUGAGAUGGUGUGAUGACAUACCUCAAGUCCUUCACCUCCGGCUGAGAAACUAUCUAUAUUCAUUCGAGUUUCUUGUGGAUAACAACAGCUGGAGAGCUUCUGUCCACAGGUAUAAGAUGGGGAAGACCAGGUAUGCACACUAUCGCCAGUCAGAUGACAUAUUGGCUGAAGCAGGGUGGCAUUGCAGUUUUUGUUUCCGACGUGUGAGUGAGUUCAUCUUCAAGAUGAAGGCUUACAGUCAUUUUGAUAGAGUGAGGUUCAAACGUUAUUUGGACCCUGAAAGAAUCCAAAAGGUGAUAUGCAAAGGUGCAGACUUAUUCGAUAUGCUUCCCGAGGAGUAUACCUUCAAGGAAAUCAUUGGGAAAAUGGGUCCUGUCCCUCAUUCUUAUUCUGCAGUUCACCUUCCUUCUUACCUUUUGGAGAAUGCUGGUGACUAUAAGUUUCUCUUGCCCGGUCAUUGCAUAAGAGAAAGUGGGUGAUUCUGGGUUAUGACCUAUGACUAUCCCUACAUUUUGUUGUUGUAAAGGUGAGUUGGAUGUCGAGGAAUCCAACUCAAAUUGUUUGAGGACUCUGAUGGAUUUGUCGCUAUUACAGCCAUGCUGCAAUCUAGAUGUCCCCAACUUGAGGUAUUUGGAUUGCUUGCGGCAGAUUCUUGGAGGAUCAAUCAUUAUGUAUAUAGCCUUUCUUUCGAGCCUGAGCUUGAUGAUGACAGGAGGUGGUGAGUGGAGUUUGACCAUGGCACAAGAAACUUGCUGCGAUACGAACAAUCUGCUAGUUGUUGUUUACAACACCCUUGUGCUUCUGUAGUUCUUAGAACGGAUAUGAACAAGGAUUUUCCUGAGGAAACAAUUAAUUGUGAGGGUUUAAGCUCGAUGAUGUCCCUUCAUGGAGGGGGAAAUUUUGUGUUGGAGACAUUUAUUUGAUGAUGUGUCAUUAACUCCUUGAUUCAUGAAUAUAUCCGAAAUUCUGUUUAGAUCUGUAAUUUCAUACAUGCUUCCAUGGUCUUCUAAUUACUUGCUGGCCAAGCAAGCAGCUGUGAAAUUUCACCUUUUCUUUUUUGAGAAGGUCAAACAUCAAUGAACUGGACGUGGUGGCAAGACAUGCUUCUUGCUAAGAUUCCCCCUCUGCAAGACGUUCAUCUUGUUGCAGGAGGAAAGCUUGCAACUUUUUGCUUCUGCCUAAUUGUAUGGAGUUUUUAGGGCAAGACGGACAGUCUGUAAGAUUCCAAGCGGCCCCCAAUAUAAUAAAUAUUCCGGGACAACAUGCUUUUGUUUCCAGAGGAGACCAGACAUUUCCCUCUUGCAAGUAAUGUUUGUAUUUGCCUGUUUGUUUUCUCUCUCCUCCACUUGAAACGUUUACUUCUUGUAUCCCAGAAUGCUUGACUGUGGGGGCCAAUUAUUCUCGAGGGUCGGUCGUAUCCAAUUGAGCUUGUAAAUAGCAUUAGGACUCGGGAGGAGUUUUGCUUCUCUGUCAAUGAAGCUGGCACAGGAUGGUAAGACUAAUUCCUCUUCUCAAGCCUGCAUUAAUGAUUGCUGUAACUGAAGGGUCGUUGUUUGCAGCAGCCAUUGACUAGCUUCUAGUGGGCUGGUGUCCAUAUAGUUUAGGCUUGAAAAAACAACACAUCGGGGAAUGAUAUUUGAGUGGAGGCUUUGUUUUCUUCAAAAACUAGGUGGGUCUUUCUGUACAAUCAAUCAGAAGAUUAAAGGCUUGUUGGAAAAUAUAAGGAUAGAGAGAGAGAGAGAGUUGGAUUCUGAGGUAUAAGGUCAUUUGGACAACCAAGUGGUAGAUAGUGAAUAGUUUGAAAAUGGUGAUACUGACUUGUUCCAUCCCUUAUCACGGCAACACAAUUGGUGGAAAAGAGCAGAUGCUGCGAUAGAAAUGGGAUCAACAACUUUCGUCCCAAGGAUUCCUCGAGAUGAUGAUGUGGUGCAAGAGAAUCCAACAAUUUGUGAAAAUUGCAGCCACUAUUAAUUAGUUGCUUAUGCUUGUGAAUGAAAUGUGAGAGGGAUGACAAGGCUACCCCAAAACUUUUGGGUUUUUUU
Molecule: messenger RNA, 3388 nt
Organism: Linum tenue
Lineage: Eukaryota; Viridiplantae; Streptophyta; Magnoliopsida; Malpighiales; Linaceae
Source: the annotation of a GenBank genome assembly